AUGAAGCGGGAACUGUGUUCGAGGGCCUUGACUCGCGCCUUCCUGGCCGAAUUAAUUGGCACGACGGUCUUUGUGUUCGUAGGCCUGGGCUCUGCCCUGCCCUGGCCCCUGGCCUCCCCUUCGGUCCUGCAAGUCGCUCUCGCCUUUGGCCUGGCUAUCGGCACCUUGGCCCAAUGCUUGGGCCACGUCAGCGGCGCCCAUCUCAACCCUGCAGUGACCGCCGCGUUCCUGCUGGGCUCUCGCAUCUCCCUUUGCAAAGCUGCUUCCUACGUGCUCGCUCAGCUCCUCGGAGCAGUGUUGGGAGCUGCUCUUCUGUAUGAACUGACCCCCAGUCAGGUCCACGGAAGCCUGGGGGUCAAUGGGGUGAGUCUGAGAAUGAUCACUGAUGGGGAGGUCAGACCUUCCAAGUGCCCCUGUUUUCCAGGGACAGUCCCGGAUUUACAGACACCGUCCCGGUUUUUGAUCUGAUCCCGGAAUGUCCCGCUUUUCCUUAGGAUGUCCCUAUUUUCAUCGGAGAAAUGUUGGAGGGUACGGAGUUAUGGGACCUCCGAGCCAAGGUGAUGAGUAACUCUGCAACUUUUAGAAGACAUCUGAAGGCAGCUCUGUAUAGGAAAGUUUUUUUAAAAGAAAAGUUUAAUGUUUUAUUAUGUUUUUAUACAUGUUGGAAGCUGCCCAGAGUGGCUGGGGCAACCCCGUCAGAUGGGUGGGGUAUAAAUAGUAUAAUAAUAAUAGUUGAUGAUGAUGAUGAUGAAUAGGCCGCAAAAAGAGAUUGCCAGACAGUGCGCAAAGGAAAUGUGCUUUGUAGGAUGAAUGACAACAUACAGUACCUCGGUUCUUGAACGUAAUCCGUUCCAGAAGAACGUUUGAGUUUCGCAACAUUCAAAAACCGAGGCACAAAGGGCUGGUUUAAAGUUCAAUGGAGAAAAUUGAAAAACACAGAGUGGAAGCCGUUUGACUUCCAAGGUGCAUUCGAAAACGGAAGCAUUUACUUCCGGGUUUUCAGCGUCUGGGUUCCGAAACGUUUGGCUUCGGAGACGCUCAAAAACUGAGGUACCACUAUAUAACCCUGGAGUCCAAAGCACCUCUGGAUUUAUUUGGCUGCCCCAAAUUUUCCAUCUUACUUGAAAACCAAACCUUACCUUCUCCGGUCUUUUCUGAGAUGUUGCCACAGCAACAUCUUUAAGUUUUGCAGUUAUUCAUAUGGGCUUGAAUUUGAAUUUCGUCCAUCUAAUGGAAAACUUCACCGAAUUCUGGCAUUCCUACGCAAGCCCAUGCCCUUUCAACCCUGCUGUGAAUUUAAAAUAAAAGAAGUGCGCGUUUUCUUUUGCAGAUUUUGGAGACGCUUGAUGGGUCACUGUAUGGAUGUGCACAUCCAAGCAGGGCUUUGGGUGCCUUGGAGCAGCCAUAUCCAUGGAGAAAGGAGCUGUGUUUCUUCUUUGCUAUUAUUGCUUUGCCAGAAUCCUUUCCCCUUGGUAGCAACAGAAGCAGCUGCCUUCAUUGACUGUCUCUCAUUCCCUGCACAGUAGUUUGAGACUCUGUUGGUCUGUUUCAGUAAUCUAGAGUGAUGAAGAGCUCGUGCAUGUGCAUUUAUUAAGAUGCUUACGACGGGAGAUUUUUGGACAUCUGAUUCUCCUACGAUUGGGGUUGAUGGUGAUGUGUGUGUACCAGGUAUAUGGUUAGUGUCACAUUCCCUCCAAGAUUUCUCUGAUGAAAAUAAGGACCGUGCUAUUCAAUAAUAAUAAUAAUAAUAAUAAUUGUUAUUGUUUUAUUAUUUAUACACCACUCAACUAUUAUUAUUAUUAUUAUUAUUAUUAUUACUAUUAUUAUACUAUUUAUACCCCACCCAUCUGACUGUUGCCCCAGCCACUCAGGGUUGUUUCCAACAUACAGUGGUACCUCGGGUUACAUACGCUUCAGGUUACAGACUCUGCUAACCCAGAAAUACUGCUUCAGGUUAAGAACUUUGCUUCAGGGUGAGAACAGAAAUUGUGCUCCGGCGGCGCGGCAGCAGCAGGAGGCCCCAUUAGCUAAAGUGGUGCUUCAGGUUAAGAACAGUUUCAGGUUAAGAACGAACCUCCGGAACGAAUUAAGUACUUAACCUGAGGUACCACUGUAUAUAAAAACAUAAUAAAACAUUAAACAUUUCUUUAAAAACAUCCCUAUAUAGGGCUGCCUUCAGGUGUCUUCUAAAGGUUGUAUAGUUACUUAUCUCCUUGGCUUGAGGGUCACAUAACUUCAUACCCUCCAACAUUUCUCCAACGAAAAUAGGGACGUCCUAAGGAAAAGCAGGACAUUCCAAAUUCAGGACUGUCCCUACAAAGCAGGGGCACCUGAAAGGUCUGGCGUCAAAAUCUGGAAGUUAAAAGAUCUACUAAAAGACAGCCUCUCCUGCAACCUGCUGUCUCUGCCCCUGUGAAAUGUGCAGUGUAGUGGGGGUGACAUUGCUGAAUGGCAAGAGAAAUGUGCUUUGCACAUGUUCAGAGACACUCCUUUUACCAUUGCUUUGUGUGUUCUGGGACUGCAUCCUUGCAUUAAACGCAGGUUUGGGGGGGCGGGCAGAGAGCCCUGGUAAAAUCUGAUAGACGACAUUCCCUCAUCCGAAGCUGCCCUGGUUGUGAGAUCUUCGGGGCAGGCCCUUCUCUCGGUCCCACCACUCUCACAGGCACGAUUGGUAGAGAAGCAGGACAGGGCCUUCUCGGUGGCAGCUCCCAGACUCUGGAACACCCUAGAGAAGUUAGACUAGCUCCCUCCUUGUUGUCCUUCCACUGGCAGCUGAAGACUUUCUUAUUCCAGCCAGCUUUUGGGAACUGACAACUUUUAACAAAAGGGCUGGUUCUUUACAGUUUUUAUUGUAAUUAUCUUUAUGUUCUUAAUGGAUCAUAGAUCGAUAGUUUUAAUUCUAGUAAAUUUUUUAAAUGGUUUCCCUAUGUUUUUAGCUGUUCUUAUUUUACCUGUAAGCCACCUUGAGUCCCUGUCAAGGAAAAAGGCCAGAUAUAAAUAAUAAUAAUACUUUAUUAUUUAUCCCCAGCCACUCUGGGCGGCUUCCAACAGAAUAUUAAAAUACGAUAUUAAAAUACUAUGCCAUGUCCAGUUUUCCCAGUUUCUCGUUUUCCUGUUUUAAGUUCAGCUUUCUACAUUUUUUGUUGUUAUUUGAGAUCAUGUUGUCACACUAUAUUGUGAUUUUAUGUCGUGAAUUGCCCUGACAUAGGGCUGUAUACAAAUUUAUUUAAUUGAUCAUAGUAAUAAACUGUGCCUCAGACUUAAGCCUUUGCAACCGAUCUGAUCAAACAGCGGAACUUUUAAACAUUUCAAAUUAUGGCCUUCUCUCUCUCUCUCUCUCUCUCUCUCUCUCUCUCUCUCAAGUCCCUUCGGUUAACCUCAGCCACCGGCUCGUUUUUUCUGGAAGUGUUUUUAUGAGACUGAAUUAUCAGUCGGUCGGCAGAAUCUGCCUGGAGUAGGCAAUUCUAAAUGCUGGAUGAAGUUAAAAUGAAACAGAGCUCUCUUGCCUCGGCUUUGUUCUUUUGCAGAGAAGUCACAGAGGGCCCAGUCCGAAGGAUGCUUCUCUGUGUUCUUCACCGCCAGUGAUCUCCGACCCCGAAAUCUUUGGUAUAUUUUUGUCUCGGCUCUCGCUAAUACCAGCUUUUGCAGAGCAGACGUCGCCUCUUGUCCUUUUGCCCAGUUAUGCAAGGCAAGCCGGGCCCCUCCCAUGCCCUGAACUGGAUCCUUGAUUUUUCCUCUCCUGUUCAAUUUCCAUUCACUUCAACUCAAGAUUCACUUUGCUGAGAACUACCCUGUGACCAUGGGUGUAGCCAGGAUUGGGGGGGGGGGCAGGACAGGACACCCACCUGCCACCAUAAUCUCUGUCUGGCUCUGUCUAGCAGAUUCGGAAUGAAACAUCUCGACAACAGUGGUUUUAAAUUGCUUUCUUUUGACCCCAAGUGCUCAGAAAAAUUCAUCAAAAUCUCCACUCAUUUGAAAACUAGGACGUUAAAUAAAAAACACCAGGGAGUACUUUUCGUGCGGUUAACGAGUAUAUUUUGCAAAAUUACAAAGAACACACCUUUUUUCAUUUUGAUUACAGUGGUACCUCGGGUUACAUACGCUUCAGGUUACAGACUCCACUAACCCAGAAAUAGUACCUCGGGUUAAGAACUUUGCUUCAGGAUGAAAACAGAAAUUGUGCUCUGGCGGCGCAGUGGCAGCAGAAGGUCCCAUUAGGAGUGGACCUCCGGAACGAAUUAAGUACUUAACCCGAGAUACCACUGUAUUAUUAUUUAAACUAAAACUAGUUUUUUUGGGUUUGCUGAAAAUCUUUUCUAAAUCUUUCCCUAAAAAAACUUUGGUCACCCUCCCCCCCAAAGCUCAACAACUUUAGUCAAUCCUUUUUUAAAAAUAUAUAUAUAUAUAUUUGUUAUUAGGAAUUUGAACAAAGCAUAUUAUCUUACAACAUACCAUCCUUAAUUUUUUUUCCUCAUUUCCCCCCUCCCCCAGUUUAUUCAAAACCUGCCAAGGAGUCCAGUUCACUUUGUUGCUUCUUUAAGUACUUUGUAAAAGGUUCCCAUUCAUCUUUAAAGUCACAUUUAUCCUUGUCCCGUAGUUUAUGUGUCAGUUUUGCCAAUUCUGCAUAGUCCAUCUGUUUCUCUUGCCAUAAUUCUUUGGUCAAUCCAAUGGGUAGGUAACUGCCAGUUUAUUUAUAGUGGGAGUAGAUCGCAGUCUGUUGGAAGUUGGACACCUCUGCCGUACCCCAUGUCCUCACUGCAGCCGAUGGUGCUAUGUUGUGGAAGCGGUUCACUGUGUCAGCCCCUCGCAACCCAUGCAGCUGGUUGGACCCACUCAAAAGUCCACCCGGACAGUCGAGUAGACCUUCAGCCUCCAAAAGUGCAGUUAGGGACAUUUCUCACCAACGUGCACUUCUUUUCCAGCCCCAGAACACCACGUCGGCAGGACAGGCUGUGACCAUUGAGAUGUUCCUCACGCUUCAGCUGGUCCUCUGCGUCUUUGCGUCCACCGACAGCCGCAGGACGGAUGUUGGCUUCCCAGCAUUGUCCAUUGGAUUGUCAGUCACUGCAGGACACCUGAUAGGGGUGGGUAUCGGGGAGAGAGACGCAUGGGUCCCUCUUGUGAAAAUCAACCGCUUAUAUCAAAACGCUUAGCUCUUCCCUCAAAGAUCCUCAGUUGUAAACUUGCAAUUGGAUCUCACAUUUUAGGCUGUGUUUUGUGGCAACUCCAGUCCAGGGUCUUAUCAACGCUGACCUUGGCGUGGAACAGGGUCAUUCAUAUAUGUGUGGUGUGUGUGUGUGUGUGUGUGUGUGUGUGUGUGUGUGUGUGUGAAUGGUGCCACAGACACCCUCCCCCAGGUGGGUUAUGAGGGGGUCUGCAGAUCACCAGAUGGGAAUCAUCAUGCUUAUCAGGGAAACUGAGUGAACAGGAAAGCCUUAGCUAUGGCAGGCGCCAGAGAAACCAUAUGACACAAAUUAUGUAAUUUUACAUGGAUUUUUGAAAUAAAUAAAUAAAUAAAUAAUAUAUUUAUACCCCGCCCAUCUUGCUGGGUUUCCCCAGCCACUCUGGGCGGCUCCCAACAGAAGAUUAAAAACAUGAUAAAACAAGCAUUAGAAACUUCCUGAUACAGGGCUGCCUUCAGAUGUCUUCUAAAAGUCAGAUAGUUGUUUAUUUCCUUGACAUCUGAUGGGAGGGCGUUCCACAGGGCGGGCACCACUACUCAGAAGGCCCUCUGCCUGGUUCCCUGUAACCUCACUUCUCGCAGUGAGGGAACCGCCAGAAGGCCCUUGGAGCUGGACAUCAGUGUCCGGGCUGAACGAUGGAGGUGGAGACGCUCCUUCAGGUAUACUGGACCGAGGCCGUUUAGGGCUUUAAAGGUCAGCACCAACACUUUGAAUUGUGCUCAGAAACAUACUGGGUUCCAAUAUAGUUCUUUCAGGACUGGUGUUAUAUGGUUUUGGCAGCCACUCCCAGUCACCAGUCUGGCUGCCACAUUCUGGAUUAGCUGUAUUUUCUGGGCUACCUUCAAAGGUAGCCCCACCUAGAGCACAUUGCAGUAGUCCAUGCUUUAGUAGUUAUGUUUUAUUAUGACUGUUUGUAUUGGAUCAGAUUAUAAGGUGUGCGUUCUUUGUUGUGUAUUUUGUUGCCGUAUACCGCGUUGUGUAUAGCAAUAUAGAAAGGCGGUGUACAAAUUAAAAGUGAAAUGAAAUCAAAUGAGAAUAUUACAGUUGGGAGGAUGUUCUGGCAAGCUCCAAGCCUGCUUUGGGGGGGGCGGUGUUAGGCUGCAAUGGGUAUUGGAUGCUGGAGGAUAUUUCAUGAGGUCAUAAACAAUAGGAAACUGAGUUGUGCCCGGUUCUCUGCACAGCUGGGGCAGAAAAUCACAAAUGCAAAAUCCUCACAUGCAGUGAAAACUGCUUGCAGACUCUCCAAAUGUCCCUAUUUUCCAGAAUCAGUCCCAGAUUUACAGAAGCUGUCCUGGUUUAUGAUUUAAUCCCAGAAUGUCCUGCCUUCCCUUAGGACAUCACCCCAUUUUUCAUCCAAAAAAUGCUGGAGGGUGUGGAGUUAUGCAAUACCCAAGGAGAUAAUUAACUAUACAGUCAUACCUUGGAUCUCAAACGCCUUGGCUCCCGAACAAAUCGGCUCCAGAUCGAAACCCGGAAGGGAGUUUCCGGUUUGUGAACGUUCUUUUGGAACCCAAACGUCUGAUGCGGGUUCCGUGGGUUCCAAUUGGCUGCAGGUGCUUCCUGCAGCCAAUCAGAAGCCGUGCUUUGGUUUCCAAACGUAUUGGAAGUCAAACGGACUUCCGGAACAGAUUCCGUUCAGCUUCCAAGGUGCGACUGCACAACCUUUAGAAGACAACCUUGAGAGCCAAUGUGGUGUAGUGGUUAAGAGCGGUAGUCUCGUAAUCUGGGGAACCGGGUUCGCGUCUCCGCUCCUCCACAUGCAGCUGCUGGGUGACCUUGGGCUAGUCACACUUCUUUGAAGUCUCUCAGCCCCAGUCACCUCACAGAGUGUUUGUUGUGGGGGAGGAAGGGAAAGGAGAAUGUUAGCCGCUUUGAGACUCCUUAAAGGGAGUGAGAGGCGGGAUAUCAAAUCCAAAUCCAAAACAUCUGAAGGCAGCCAUGUAUAGUGACUUUUUUUAAUGUUUUAUGUUUUUGUACAUGUUGGAAGCCACCCAGAGCGGCUGGGGCAGCCCAGAGAGGUGGGGUAUAAAUAAUAAAAUUGCCAUUAUUAUUAUUAUUAUUAUUAUUAUGGAAGAGGACGUCCCUAUUUUCAUUGGAGAAAUUUUUGAGGGCAUGUAUUUGGUUUCCUUCCCUCCUCUCAACCACCUCUUUGUGUUUCUCUAGAUCUACUACACUGGCUGCUCUAUGAACCCGGCUAGAUCCUUUGGCCCAGCUCUGGUCAUGGGGAACUUUGCUAACCACUGGGUAAGAGAAGACUCUGCCUCUGUUCUGAAAGAGAUGGGAUGAGGAGCAUAUCUCAAAGCGAGGCCCUUGCAGCUAGACCCACACAGCAGCUGCUGGCAAAGUCCUAGCCCUAGCUUUGACCAAAGCAUCCUUUUCUUCUCUCUGCACAGAUUUUCUGGAUUGGACCGCUAGCUGGUGCCAUCGUAGCCAUGAUGCUGUAUGACUAUCUUUUGUGCCCGCAUCCCAGGAGCACGGCAGACCGAAUUGCCAUCCUCAGAGGAGACCGUGAUCCUGAGAAAGAAGCAGAGCAUGGACGUCAGAAGAAGCAGUCCUUGAAGACCUACUCUGUCCACACCCUUCCCAAGCUCAUCGACACUGAUGAUAAGGCUUGUGGGUUGGUCUCUUAA
Molecule: messenger RNA, 7813 nt
Organism: Podarcis lilfordi (Lilford's wall lizard)
Lineage: Eukaryota; Metazoa; Chordata; Lepidosauria; Squamata; Lacertidae
Source: the annotation of a GenBank genome assembly